UUGUAGUUGAGUUAUCUUCCCUCGUAUCCAUAAUGGAACAGCAUACAGACUAUAAAGCGCUUUUUUCUCUCUGCUAUUUUAUUAUUUUUCACUCACUAUAAAGCUAUAAAGCGUUUUUGUUUUAUUAUUUUUACUCACUAUAAAGCUUGCCCUGGCCUAGAUGUUUAUCCCUUGUCUUACUGUUACUUUUUAUUACAUUUCAGGCCUCACCCAUUCUAGCUGCAAGAUUCUUAACUCAUUGGGGGUUGAUGAUCCUUUUAGCGGACCUCAAGGCGACCAAAUCUGCUACAAUGGAAAGUUUCAACACGCAUAUUUUCUUCGUUACUUAACGGAUACACUUCACGCUAUUAGUGCGUCACGCAAGGCGUUGCCUCUUUUCUCGUACAUGGCUCUUAACGUUGCGCACGAUCACAGAAGCAUACGAACGCAAACUUUGGAUGUCGAUUUAGAACGUUAUGUGACUGACAUGGCACAGGAGCAAAACACGUUCACGAUUAUUCUAGCGGACCACGGGAACACGUACACAAGCUACACCUCAGAUGUGCUUGAAGGACGCUUUGAAAUGUUUCACCCAAGCCUCUUCAUUAUUGUUCCGGACAAAGUGGCAUCGCGCUUAGGAAAGAGCGCAAUGUCAGCACUGGCGGUGAACCAGCGACGGCUUGUCACAAUGAUUGAGUUGCACCGUUCUCUAAUGGUUUUGGCCAAGCCCCUUCUUGGUGGAGUUAAACAAGUGGGGCUGUUCACGCCCAUGUCUCUGAACCGCACGUGCGAUGACCUGGAACUCAGGACACCGAAUUUGUGUGUCUGUGAAGGCUGGGAUGUGCCAGCGGACAAUGACACCUCACGCAUACCCAUCGCGGAGUUUGCGAUUGGUCAGUUGAAUAAUCGAAUACAAGAGCAGUAUCAGGAAGAACUCUCGCGAAAAGCGAAUACUAAAGCCGGUGGCGGGAGGAUCAGGCGAUCUUGCCAAACACUGCUUCCUCUGUGGUUUGAGAAUGUGCGUGAAAGAAACUCCAAAACAGACGGCGCUCUGAUUACUUCCAUGGAUAUUCGCGUUGCUGCAGGAGACGUCGUUCCCCAAAGAGAAGACAUAUUUCACGUUGAAGUGUGGACAAAGGAGAUAAUAGGAGACAAGUCCUUACAAAUGAAACUGCUUUCUUAUGAUCGUCUUACGUUAUUCGGAAAGUACGCGGCAUGCGCGGAUCACAAUGUGAAACUUAAACUAUGCGUUUGUUCGCAAAACGCGACAAAAAUGAAAACAGAAAUCGCGCCUCUGUUUCUUGAAGGCUGGGAACGUUUCGGUCAGCGACCAAGCGUUAAAAAUGUUUCUAAUACGCGGUGUUUAAGGCUGAUUACAUGGAGUUAUGAUGAGAAGAAUUCGAAAGCGUAUGAAAUAGCAAAUGUUUGCCAAAAUCAGUCAUAUAGAGUCAAAAUAGAGGCGGUAGAGGCGUCCAACGUGAAGUUUUCACGCCAACUUCCUUUUCAUUUGGAUGUAAAACCUGGAGGCGUGUUGUUUGCUCUCUCAGUUAGGAAACACAUCAGCUACUGGAAUGCUCAAGUAGAAAUAGCUGCAACGGUUGACAAGGAAUUUUAAAAAUAGCUAUUUAACUAAGAAGUGCUACGCUCUCUGUGUAACCAUUGGUAACCUUGUCACGUGAGCUGGU
Molecule: messenger RNA, 1664 nt
Organism: Orbicella faveolata
Lineage: Eukaryota; Metazoa; Cnidaria; Anthozoa; Scleractinia; Merulinidae
Source: RefSeq, a predicted model, not a curated record